GACAACGCACGCGCAGUGGGAGCAGAGAAGGGCAGCGUGAAGCGAGGCAAACGAAAAGGAGAGUUAGGUAAUAGGAUUAGUGGAGGAAGAGCAAGGACAGGGAAGCAGGCAGAGUGAGAGGCGGGACACACCUGGCUGAAUCAGGGAGGGCGGCCUCUCUGCACACAGACGCGCACUCAGUGCUAGCAAGCAGGCGAAGGCAGUUAGCCAGCAGAGAGCCUGCCAGCAGCCAUGACAGACACUGACUCUCUGUGUGAGGCGUUAAAAGCUAUUAGUGUGAGUACAGAGCUGAUUGAAGAAGAGCUCAAGCCUCAUUUGGAUACAGUGCUGGCUGCGCUGCUAGAAAAGAAGAAAGAUGCUGCUAUCGACGUUGCCAAAAGUGGGAUUCUACCCAUACUGGCUCAGGCCUUACAGAGAAAAAGCAGUCUGAGCUGCCAGGUGGCUUUGGUGGUGGCAGAGAUGGCCCGAGAAGACUCUGCAAGGGAGGCGCUGGCACAGCUGGAUGUUGCAGAUGUACUGAUAUUUCAGCUGAAACAGGCCCCUGAUGCUGAACGCCGACAUGUCAUUUUGGAAAUACUGGGCUCUCUGGGAGAGAGCGAUACUCUGAAACUACAGUUUGCAGAGUCAGGAGUCCCAGAAGCUUUAUCCGAGAUGAUUCGGAGUCUGCAGGGAGGGUCUGACCCACAUGACCUCUGCAGCAUCAAGAUUGCCUCCAACCUAAUGGUGUCCCUGCUUUUAGGGGAUGAGUCCAUGCAGAAGUGUUUUGGUGAAGGAUCAGGUCUGGUGUACCAGGAUGUUCUGUCAUGGCUCCAGAGCUCCAACACCCAACUGCAGCUAUCGGGAGCGCUGGCCAUCGCCAACUUCGCCAGGAAUGACAGUAACUGUGUGAAGAUGCUGGACCUCGGAGUGGUUCCUCACAUCCUGACAUUGUUGGAGCAGCACGUAGAUGAAGGAGACGUAUCUGUUCAACAUGCUGGACUAAGCGCACUCAGAAACCUUGCCAUUCCUGCCACCAACAAAGUGCGAAUGCUGGAGGACGGGGUGACUGACAGAAUAAAGACGCUGCUGCGCUCGGACAUGCCCCCAGUUCAGUUCAAACUGCUGGGCACUCUGCGUAUGAUGGUGGACGGACACGAGGAAGCUGCGUUAGUGCUGGGGAGAGACGCUGACCUACUCGAUCGGAUCAUGGAGUGGUGCGAAGCCAAGGAUCAUGCAGGAGUCAGAGGAGAAGCCAGUCGCCUGCUGGCUGCUCUCAUCAGACAUAGUCAGAACUCUGAAGUUGUCCGUGAGGUAGCCAGAGCCAAUGGAAUUCGGCAUCUUGUUUCUAUGGCAUCAAGUGAACAUGUCAUCAUGCAGAAUGAAGCCCUGGUUGCCCUGGCAAUUGCAAGUGCCAUUGACAUUGAGUCUAUGAAGGAUCCAUUUGGGGAGGCAGACCUGUUACCCAUGCUGAAGAAGAUGUUGGAGGAUCCUGUGGGAGCGGUCGAGGUCAAGUUCAGUGCUUUAGGUCUCAUUUGCAGCCUGGCUAACUCCAGUGUCAUGAAGGAGGCGUUGAACUCUGUGAAUAUGAAGGAAAGCAUCAGUAAACUCACAGAUCAUAGCAGCAGUAAACUUGCCUCACAGGCCAGCUCCAUACUGACCGUCCUGGGUGACACCAGCUAAACCAGCAUCCUGCAGCAACAGGGACCCAUCAGCUGUAUGGAUUUACCGAGCUUAUUCAGUGGCAUACUUAAACGACAGAUAUUUUACUGCACAAAUAUUGCAAAGUAUUGAACUGGCUUCUUGUCACCUGUUCUGUAAAAAUGAAGGGCCCUUUUUAGUCCCGGUGUGUGCAUGUGUGGCAGGCAACAGAUUAUAGGAGUAUUUGAGUUACGUGUUUGAUUUGCUCAACAUUAUCUUUACACUGCACAAUUCAGACAUCAUCUAAGCUCAUUUAUUUAGGUUUUCCUGUGAGUAGUAAUGAGACAUUUAUGAAUCAGAUGGUCUGCAAUGAGUAUGUAUGUGGGGCUCAAAGGUAACGACUGAAUGAAUAGCCGCAGAAAAAGUAUCCAGUCUCAGGCAGUCAUGUACCAUGACUAGCAACAUCGUAGACGUUUCACAAAGAAAGGGUAAGAGGGCAGGUGAAGUUAACUGGAGAACACAUGUUAGGUGCACCGAGUUCUUCAGUAUUCUGGACCAAAGGGGGUGGAUGGAGAAAUUUACUAAGAGCCACCUGAUGGAGGCGCAUGUGCACAGGUGUGGAGGGCAAUCAAAAGUUACGAAUAAAACCUCAGUGCUAAUAUCUGUAACUCCAGUACCCGGUCAUUGGCAAAGAUUGUAUUAUAAUAUAUGUUAAUGUUAUAUAAAGUGUUAUUGAAUAUCACUGAAUGGUGGUGCAGUGGAAGCUCUUUCUGCGUUGCGAUUCCAGGCUUGUAAUCUAAUCCAAGUGCUGCACAGGAAGUAGGAUGUCAGUAAACGGUACCAAUAAUUUAAGAACAAUUGAAAUACUCGGGGGGCACUCUGGACAGGACCCCAGCCUGACGCAGAGAUAAGUAAUAAUGUAGAAAUGAUCAUAUUAAAUGCACUGGGAAAAUGGGACAAACUGGAACUAGUCUGAAGCCGAGAAAGCUGAUGAGAAGAGGAAUGUGUUUGGGUGAACACAAACCAAGCAUUUCUAAUUCUCAAAAUUAAUGUUCUAAUUACAAGAAAAAGAUGAAGAGCUGCCGGCAGUGCUGGUUAGGGCGGGGACAUGCUCAGACUGAGGAAAUGCACCAGUGAGUAUUUGUGCUAUUGAGACCUUGACAGCCUCCUGAUAUUUGUUAACCUUUCAUAAGACACUGCAAGCUCUCCUGCACUGAGUGCCCUUCAUUUAAGGCGGUAUGACCUCAAAGGACAGCAGUGCAGACAGCGUUAAACCGAUGUAGAGAUAGAGCCUCACACUUCAGCACAUAUUCUGCAAAUGGGCCAAGCCAGCUGAUCACAAGCGAGAGUGCAGCAUGGUCACGACUCUUACUUCAGCAACAUUGAUUUUAAAAGGCUGGCACGUGGUGAGAGAAAGUAGCAUCCUCAGCGUUGCAUGUACACACAGAUUUGACAAGUAAAAGAACCAAAUGAAGCGUCUCAGCUCGUAUGACCGACGCACGUGCUGGUGAGCCGAUACUAACGGGGAACAAUCAUAAAAUCACCAAGGAUGAAAAUAUUAGUCAGGUAAACGUUUCAGUGAGAAAGCCAAGAAAACCUUUGCUGGGCUCUAGCAGCUUGUGAACAGGGAAUGGUAAUUCCUCAACAGGUUGACCAGCCAGCUUUGCAAAGUAUGGAGAGAGAACCCUGCUGUUAGAUAACUGCCACUUCUAAUGUGGCCAUCGGUCACGUGCGUAGUUGUCUGUCUCUGUGUGACUGGUGACCUGUUCAGGGUGUACCCCGCUUCUCAACAUAUGUGGGAUAAGCUCACACCCACCACGGCCCUAAAUCGGAUAAGCAUUAGAAAAUGGAUGGAUCGGAUGAAUAUGCAGCCAGAAUAGUUCACCAAACAAACGGACCCUUUUCUCAAUAUCCCAAAGGUGAAGAAGUGACGUGUUUGCAUCAGUGAUUAAAAGAAACUUUGACGAUAUCAAGGAACUUGUUUUGUCAUGCCGGUGAUAUGAAGUGUGAUGAUUCUGAAGCAAUAUUGUUUGACCUAAAGUAGUUUUAUUUUAAUUACUCCAGUAACAAAACGACCUGCUGGAUAAGAUUGUGAUGUACAAGUGAAUGUGCAAUGCUCUGGUUUGUCUGUAUUGUGGCAGCUGAGGUGAUGUUUCUAUUUAUUUUCUGAUAGGUUGAACCUGUUGAAGAUGACACAGUCUACGUUUUAUAGUAAGCCUGUCAGCUACUAUCAAACCAGGCUGUCUGUAAAUCACCAGUGAUAUUCUGAUGAGUGGACUCAAACAUUAAAACUUGCUUUAUGGCAUAUACUCUUCCAAUAAGAACUGCAACAGAUGUGAAGGAUGAACAUACAAAUAACAGCAACAAAGGAAGAGCCCGAGAACAGCCUCUGGCUGUGAGGUGUGUGUUUCUGAAAGAUCACAUUUAUCUUCUCAAUAGUUUUAUUUAUAUAGCACCAACUGAGAGUUGCCUCAAGGCGCUUUACAUCGUAAGUUAAAGACCCAGAUGAACAUGUCUUGAUGCAUGCGCAAUCAUCGAAGUAAGGAUAGUUGACUGUGUUCCUCUGGACGUAGCACUUUUUGUUAGUCGGAGAAACUCAUCCAGGUGACGUCUUCAGUCUCGGCUGACUGCAGGUUUCCCCGAUAAAAAUAAACGGUAACAUUUGUGUAAUGACUGAAACCAGCACCACUGAUGAACAAUGGCUGUGAGGUCAGUUU
Messenger RNA from Pundamilia nyererei, 4334 nucleotides. RefSeq names its product rap1 GTPase-GDP dissociation stimulator 1. NCBI's taxonomy places the organism in Eukaryota, Metazoa, Chordata, Actinopteri, Cichliformes, Cichlidae. Bases 232 to 1659 code for a protein of 475 amino acids. Gene Ontology annotation, biological process: positive regulation of GTPase activity. Gene Ontology annotation, molecular function: guanyl-nucleotide exchange factor activity; protein binding. The record is from RefSeq and is a predicted model, not a curated record. The transcript is spliced from 12 exons.